AUUUGGCAGAUGAGAAAAAAAAUAUGUACAAAACCUCUUUGGUGUGUUGUCUUUGUGUAUAAAAUGUAGGUUCAUUGACUGAAUGUUGGGACUAUGGGGUGGACUGGACAUCCAGAAAAACUAAACUUAAAAACACAAACCCAACCAUCUAGCAUCUUACUAGUGGCGUUCACAUACACAGGCAGCCUCAGAAGCAACCAGUUAUUGGCUGUACAUUCAGUGAUAACAGCUAAACUUUGCCAAAUAUAAGUAUUGUGCAUGCAUGUGUUACAUGGGGCAUGGCUUGUAAUGUCAAGGCAGGAAGGAUGUUUUAAUGCCUACAGCAAAUUCAAGUUGCAUCCCCCAUGGAGUACCCAACCAAGGCAGACAACACCUUUAAUACAAAUACUUUAUUCUUUUAAAAAAAAAAAUAACUGCCAUUAGUAGCCAUCGUGGCUGUGUACACGUGCCUUCAUGUUGUCACAUGACAGGAAAACAAGCAUAGAGCGCAAUGCCACACUGGUUGCGUCGGUUCCGAGCCAUCUUGAUGUAGCCCUCGUCGCCAUAACGGACGCCCCAGCUGCAAUUAAAAGCUUAUUUAAAAGCACAUCAUUCAACCACCUUGCAAACAUUUUAAAUGAGACCUGUUCUUGACCAGCCAGUAGUCACUUCCUUUUUCUGUGCCGUAGCCCACAGCUAGCACGCCAUGGUUGACUUUGUGCGUGCACGUGUUGUCCUGGUACACACCUGGACAGCCAAAAAAACACCCUCACAAAUUAGUCAGUUUAACAUGCAAACCAUUCACCUCACCGUGACGGUAAAAAUGGAAUUUGGGUCGUGAAGCGUCCACGGCGAUGGAAAUUGGCCCAACCAUUGCCAGCGCCAUCUUUAGUGCCUUUUCAUUCCCCUUUGGGAUGUACACGUAACCUGAACAGUUGGCAGCACGAUCCUGCACGUUGUACUUGCACUCGCCACGCUGAAAGACAAAAAUCAAAGUAACGUUUAAAAUCAUUUGUCUAUUAAUGACAAUGUAGGUUAAAACCAAACCUUUGUUUAAAAAAAAAAAAAGAAAAAAAAUCUGUAUAUUUCAUUUUGAUUCCAAAAUUCUCACUUUUCUGUGCAUUUUAAAAGAGGCAGCUAAGAAUGCACGUAGUGAGACAACUAUUCUGCCUAUAAUGCCUGAAAAAAAAGUGCCAACAGCGCUCAUUUAUAUCAUGUGACCUGCAUAUUAACCAAGCUACAGCGACAUUAACGUUAUGAAGAACUACAUUAAUGGUGUAGUGACACCAUCUAGCUACUAGCUUCACCACACACACACUCACAAGGCCUCAGGCCACUGGCGAAAGUAACGCUGCAUAUUGGAAAAGUAAACGCUAGGUGGACAUGCAGCGAAAAUGGCUCAACAAAUCCAUGCUUUGUGCUCAAGAUGCAGCUCGACAAAAGCCAACAUCCGCAAUCAGACUUCAAGUCUGGUUUUCGGCUUUGUGCCAAGUGCGCGUUCACACGAAAGGGGGCAUUUGAUGUCAUGAUUCUACUUCCGCUGAAAAGUGAAGCAAUACCAACUAGUUUUUAAAUUUACAAGAAAUGAGUACGUAAUUAUGGAGUGUUAAGAGUUCCCAAAAGAUGACUGCUAAAAGCAACAUCAUCGCCGCCAAUACAGCGAAGGAGGACUGCCGGCAUGCAGUUAACGUAGAUUGUAACAAUGAUACCCUACUCGUCUUUUCAUUUAUCAACACAACAUUGCACAAUGUUAACACAUUGGAGCAACAACUUGUGUUUUCGAUGUUAGUUUCAUGAAACAGUAUUUUAAUCUGCUGUAUCUCGUGACCAAUAGUGUUCUGGAGUGUUUUAAUGCACCCAGGGAGGACGUUUCGCUAAUGCUUAAAAUGACCAAAACACGGUAUUCCAUGUUAUCACGAGUGCGUCCAUUACCACAUGCUCACAGCAUGGAUAGAAAACUUGGUGUUAAUAGCGACCUUUCUAAAUGGCGUAGGUGUGCCAUUACUUGCAUUCUUAGCUGCCUUUUUUAAAGCCGUUUUUAUAUCUUUAGAACGCACAGAAAAGAACGUGGGCUCAUGUCUCAAUUAUUGUGGAUUAUGGGCAAAAUUCUAAAAAAAAAAAAGAAAAAAAAAGUGCCGUUUUCCUUGAAAGAGCUCACCUUUCCCAUGUAGGGAUAGGUAUUGUCCGAGUCGAUGCCCUUGUUCUGGUUGACAUAUUUAAAAGCGUUUGCCAUGAAGCCGCCAUGGCAACCAUGGUUGCCGUACUCGAGGGAACAAUCCACCAGGUUCUGUGGACUCAAGGACGUCAGGACCCCCGUUGUCUUCUUCAGUUGACCUUCCAGAGCUCCCACGGCACUGAAGGCCCAGCAGGACCCACAAGGACCCUGCAGAGGAGUUUUGGUUUUUAUGCAAUAUUACCAAGAAGACUUGAUGGCGUUCACCUGCAUCUUGACCUCAGUCACCAGGCCUCUUUCCCUCCAGUCCAGCGAGUGCGGCAGCCGACUGCUUUUGUCCCAGUUGAAGUUAAAAUGAUACCUUUCCAGGUCUGAGGGAAUGAUGGUGCCAGUGAGGGUGCCGCUGAUCUCCUCUCUGGUCUGCAACAUGGCAAGAUCAUAUCAGGGCAGAUUACAGAGUUCAUGCUUUGCUCGUCUUCUCACCAGGUCUCCCAGGUGGUUCAUGGCCAACUCAAAGGUGUGCAAGCCCAGGGAGGUUUCCAGGUUGUGGACGUUUAUCAUCUGUAGGUUCUCUUCCCAGAUCUGCCUGCGACCAGACUCCUCCACCUAAAAAGACACAUGAUGCAAAAGUGACUUUUAAAGAAGUAUAAAGCCUGUUCAUGAGCACCAGUUGUGUUGAGUCCAUUUGUCUAAAGACACACAAAACAGCGUCUUAGUAGUAAAUCCCAGUGUCAAGGACAGAUAUUGGACAAUACAACUGUUGCACCUCUGAGACUUACAGUAUUUAAAACAGAUGGGGAAAAAAUGACAUGGGACCUUUAAGCCAAUAAGAACAAAAAAACGCAUAUAACUUUGUACCUGAUGAGAGUAAACCUUGUUAUGCAUCUUCUUCCAGAGCUCCCAGUGAUCAUCCAGAGCCGGACUGAUGUCGGCCUCUGCUAAUCCCCACAAGAUGGCGAACAGCAGGCUCCGAAACAUUUCUAGAUCUGCAAAAACAAAGCUGUAAAGAUUUGGAAGGACGGCAGCACAACAUUCACGGCCACAGCCACGCGUCUCACGGCGGCCUGCGGCUCUGCCUCGUCCCUCCGCGGAAGCACGCAGAAGCUGGAGCAGUGGCCAGCCUUUCCCCCCACCAUGGCGAUACCGCCCAUCCUGCAAGUAGAGAUAUCAUUUCCGUAUUGGUAUCCAUGCAUCUUUUAUGAAUACAUAACUUAGCUUAUGAAAUAUGCACAUUAUUCAUGCAAUCACGCUGCAUCUGUGAGGUGAUUUCACUCCCGACACCUGCUGAGAUCAAACAAAAUGAUGGUAAACAUGUUUUUCUAGCUUGGUGUUUGUGUACGGCAGGGUGUUACUGAGCAUACAGUGGACUAUUCAUUAGGUACACCUGCACUAUGCUUCAGUUGUGAGAGGCAGCCCCACCACUGCAAAUGAUAAACAUUUUGCUGAACAUACAGAGUGUAUAGGUGUACCUAAUAAAGUGGCUGCUGUGUGCACGGUCAUAAUGACCUGGUGCUCGUAUGGUGUAGGAGCGUUCCAAGUCGACGCCUUGGUUGUGUGCGACAUAUUGGUAAGCCUGGGUGAUGUAACCUCCUCUGCAGCCACGGUUGCCGUCUUGGCUGCUGCAGUCCACCAAGUUCUGUGGGCUGAGCAGCACCAGGGCCCUGGUCUUCUUCUUCAUGUGGCCCUCCAGGGCCCCCAAAGCGCUGAGGGCCCAGCAUGAGCCUCAUGAAAGAACUUGAAAGAAGAUGGUGUCAUUCAUUGGAGGAACGUUCUCCAGUUAAACAAAAAUGGCCUAUUUGGUUCUGCACAGGACUGACCAAGCCCUUGGUCCUCCCGUCCACACUGUGAGGCAACAUCAGGUGUUUCAACUGUUGACCUCCUCUACUGUCUGAAGAAGAGAGAAAAACAGUAUGGUAGCGUAGUAACCACCUUUCACCACUGGAGGUCAGUCUGCUUUAGUUCAAAAUAGCACUGACAAGACUAGACAAGCUUCCAUCCGCAUUGAAACUCAUGUGCAGUAUUCUUAGAAUGGACUUACCAUGUCUGCCCGGUGGUUCAGUCCCAGCCUGAAGCUCUGUUUCCCUGCCAAAACCUCCCAGUUGUGUCUAAGCUUCCACGUUCUUCUCCAAUACGGCUCUCCUGAAGGAAAAUACAACAACAACAAAAAGAACACUCAGCAAGCUAUACAGCUUUAAUCCACUGUCUUACCUGGUUCUGAUAAACCUGGUCAUGCUGGAGGUCCAUGUUAGCCACAUGUGGUCCAAAGAUGAAGAAGAGCAGCUCAGGACCAGUAAGCCAGAAAACAGCACGGUGCAAAGAAUGUGCAUCCUGCAAAAAAAAGUUGAAUUGCUAUCAUGUUAAAAUAUCAUGGUCAUGUCUAAUUGUUCAUUUUUGUUAUGAGCUUCUGAAUUGGCCUCAAUUUUUUUUUAUUAGAUCCAAUUAGGAGCUGCUUGGCUUCAAUAAUAAUGAUCAAAAAUUCAUUAAAUAUUUCUUUUAUCAUGCUAAGCCAGUGUUUCCCUUACGGCCCGCCACAAAUAGAUUUGGCACUGCCUGUUCACCCUCGCCCAUAAACACAUCAUAACGGGACUGUCUGUGAAUGUAGCAUGGCGUUCCAACUCCGUACAGUACAUGGCAUCAUAACACUGCUUCUAAACACACCUCAAGAAGACGUAGCAGGAGGGAUCAGUGUUGCCAAUUAAGCGGCUACAAUUAGCGAGUAUUUGGACCCCUCCAGAUUGUCUUUUUCCACAAAAGCAGCUAGCAACAUUUUCUAGUCUUAUUGGACACUUGUGGAGACUAACAUGAGAGCAUGUAUCUCUCUUCUCAACGAGCAGCGGGGGUGCUGCUGUGAAGUAAAAACACAAAAGAAGGUGACAGAAGAAAGUCAAUUUGUGUUUCUAAACAUAUUGUUUUCUUUUCAGGUUUUUUGCUCAUCUUAUGUCUCUCUCAAUGGCCAAUUAUGCAAAUUAGAGAAUGACAUCACCCCCACGACCCACUGCCACAGGUAGAUUGCAGUCUUGUGGGAAACACUAAGCUAUACAUCAUAUUUUAAUGCAUCCAGUUAAAAGCCUUUCAUCUUUAUGUAUUUUUUAUUCUUUAAAUGCAGUGUUCCCUAGCUCGAUCGCAGUUCACCGUUCAGGGACUUUCUGUUUCGCUGAUUUUUUUAUUGCAAUUUUAGUGCUUUUUAAUUUUUUUUACAGCGUAUGAAUGCUGUCACAGGUGGAGCCUUUAAGAAGAAUUGCAUUGUGGGAAGUUGAGUGUUGUAGUUCUGUGCUUUAGUGUCUCGCUAUUCUCACUCUUCUGUCUGCACCGUCCAUUGUCUUCUGCGUCGUGACUGAUUGACAAUGGUCUGCAGCCAAUCUCCUUCCUGCAUCUCCUGUUGUGGUCAUGGCUACCAAACUAGCUAACCGUGUGAGCUGCUUGCUAACCGCCAAUACUGUAAACAACAGAAGAAACAGGAGAAGCUAACCGUGUGAGGAAAAUUUUAACAAGGAUACAAAAACGCCACAGCCGAACGGCGCCAAAAUGGGGCCCUGUCAGAGGAGCGAAAUACAUGUGAGUCACUUAUUAAUUUCUUGUGUCCAAGCUAGUAUGUUGAUCAUUGAAAUUUAAACGAAAUUUGAAAUUUGAGAGUGUUUAAACAAGACAGAAAUGUGAGAAAAUGUUAUUGCCUGUCUGAGAAAAGUGUAUAAUGAGUAUGGUGAGGGGUUUUACAGCCUUCAAACAUUUAUAAUAAUUGUAAAGAAAUAUAGUUGGCUACUUUGCGGAUUUCACUCAUUGCGGGCUAUUUUGGGAACCUGUCCCCCGCGAUAAACGAGGGAACACUGUACACACACAAAAAGACAAAAUUUGAAGAUACAUCUCCGUGCGUUCGUGGGUUUUCUGCAGGUACUCCGGUUUCUUCUCACAUCCCAAAAACACGCAUGCCAGGUUAAUCGGUGACUCUAAAUUGUCCAUAGGAAUGAAUGUGAGUGUGAAUGGUUGUUUGUCUAUAUGUGCCCUGCCAUUGGCUGGCCAGCAGCCCAGGGUGUACCCCACCUCUCGCCCGAAGUCAGCUGGGAUAGGCUCCAGCAUGCCCCACGACCCUAAUGAGGAUUCAGCGGCUCAGAAAUAAAUAAAUGAAUGUUUUUAGUUGGACAACAUUGAUACUUAUGUUAAUUUUUGAUAAUGACGUUAAUUUUGUGCUUGUACGUUGAAUACAGCAAACUGCUGUUUGUAGUUCUUUGCCUUUGCCAUGCGAAGCAAAUGACUAAAACUACAACUACAAACAAGAUUUCUGCUUGAGGAAAGUGUUGUCCUUUGUUGUUGACUAAACAAAUAUAAAAACUAAGAAAAAGAAACAAAAUCUACAUGAUGGGAGUCCAAUCGUUAGUAGUUGUGGUGUACUGGUAAAUAAAGCAAGCCCCUUAUUUUUUCUGUUUUUCAAUGCUUGAUGGGCCGUCACGUGAAUCCAAAAUAGAAUCUGAAGGUGGAAGCGACACAAAGAAAGACACGAAGAAGCCGGUUAGGGCUUAUGCUGUGAAAUUGAUCAUAUCAUAACUUCCAGGGUGUCGCAGUCCUCUAGUAGUCCUGUUUUAUGGUGGCGUCAUGCUAAGUGAGCUAAAUAUACUCAUGUAUGAUCACAGCUUCCAGGAACUAUCCCAGCUGUCACCACAACAACCAAAAAAUGAGACAAUGCACUGACAAUACUGACGACCGUUGUUACGCAACGUGCCGGGCUUCCACUCACCACCCCCACCUCUCUACGAAUCCGGGCUUGGACUGAUAGCGGCUGGUGAGAUCGGGUCCCCCGGAGGUAGCAGAUGGCUGAGUUCCUGACUCAGCGCCGUGUGUCUUCUUCUGUGGUGACGGCACAUGCACAGCAACCAUUCAGAACCGCAAUAAAAAAGCAUCCAAGCAUGUUUAAAGAAAACGAUUUGAUUAUAAAUGAACUAUCUGAGGUAAUAAGAAGGUGUUUUCGUCACAGUUUCUUUGCUUUGGAGCAGGAUUACCCAAAAAUAGUUAAUAGAUUUUGACAACACUUGAGGGGGUGAGGUGUGGUGCCAAGCUAGAAUACAUUAAAAGAUUGGUGCAGAUCUGGACAGAGGUGCAGAUGCAGGACAUUCUGUCACAAUUUUGUUGACAUCGCAAGCCAUUUUUUGGAUGUCUUAUGCAAAUGGCGGUCCUCAACUGUCACCUGUUGCCCUUCAGCGUCAUAAAGCUGAAAGCACUUCCUGCUUUUCCAAAAAAGCCAAUGCGGAGAUUCUCUUCCAUCUGCCGCCGCUCCUGACUCCCAGCAUUUGGCUGACCUGCGCCUGCCUCCUUGCGUCCAGCCUUGGACCGAGGCCACCAGGCAGCACAUAUAAUCCCCCAGCAUGCGCCCUGCUCCCUGCACCAGGUUCCCACCGCCGUCAGUGUUGUUGUUGCCAUGAGGACGCCAGUGCAAUAUGAAACAACCUGGCGGGUCACGAGCUUCAUUUUUAAGCUGCCGAAGGAAAUGGAGCAAUGAUAAUGAGAGAGCAUGACAACUGUUUUUUCUGUGUUUGUUGGACAAAACUCCUCCUUAAACUGCUGUUUGGUUAUGAAAGUCUACUUCCUGUUAUCUAAGAGCAGUCUCCCAUGCAGGCAGCCCGCCAUCACAGACUGCGCUUGGGGGCUUUCUGCAUGUUGGCAGCUGGCAUGGUGUUAACUUCAGAAGCUCCGCCUCCACCGUCGCCAUCGUGUCCUCACUUGUGCGGCUGCGACGUGACCACAUGGCGGGUCAACUGCUCUUACGGCCGCCUCAGCGCUGUUCCUGAACAUCUGCCUCCUGAUGCCACUCAGCUGAACCUGAGCCACAACGCCAUCAGGACUCUGGCACCUCAGCACUUUGGAGCUCUGGCGCGACUUUUAGGCUUGGAUUUGAGCGACAACCUGCUUGCGUACAUCGAGGUGGACGCGUUCCUCGGGUUGAAGAGCCUCAUCAAUCUGCACCUUGCUCGUAAUCUCCUGAAGGUUCUUCCCGUUGGAGCUUUUUCCGGCUUGUCAGAGCUGCAACUGCUGGACGUGAGCAGCAAUGAGCUCUUGGGCUUCCUUGAUUACACCUUUAAAGACGUAGCGAGGCUGCGUGUGAUGAAAGCGCUGCAAAACGACCUGGUCUUCAUCUCUCGCCAGGCCUUUGCCGGCCUAAGCGGCCUGCGCCAGCUCCACCUGGACGCCUGCAACGUGACUUCAGUGCCCACAGAGGCGCUGGCACAUGUUGGCGGACUGACUAGUUUGUAUUUGUACCGUCUUGGCUCCAGCUCGCUGCCAAGCUAUGCUUUCAUCGGCUUGGUGCGUCUCAAGCAGCUCGUCAUCUCUGAUUGGCUCAGACUGGAGGCACUGUCAGCAAACAGCCUCGUUGGCCUCAAUCUGACAUCGCUCACUAUUAGAAGAUGCAACCUCAGCACCAUCCCUUACGUCCCUUUGCAUCAUCUAGUCUAUCUUGUCCACCUUGACCUGUCGUAUAACCCCAUCACUCACAUCCACGCCAACCAGCUUGGUGACCUGCUCAGGCUCCAAGAGCUCCAUCUCGUUGGAGGACAUCUUCUGCAUGUUGAACUCAUGGCCUUUGCUGGUUUGACAAAUCUGAACCUCCUCAAUGUGUCAGGAAACCUUCUGAGCACGCUCCAGGAGGGCGUCUUUCAUUCCGUCGACGCCCUCCAGCAUUUAGGCCUAGACGCCAACCCCCUUUCCUGCGACUGCCGCCUGCUGUGGCUGGUCCACCGACACUCCUCUCUCAGCUUUGGUGGACGUUCUCCAGUGUGUACUACUCUCCAGUCGCAGGGUUGGUGGAAUUUUCUGGAGCACUCCGAAGCGGAAGUCCUGCUCACAUGCCGGCCACCUCGUAUACAAAGACGCCAACCUCAGCAGGUGAGGGUGGAUCAGGGGCACACGGUCGUCUUCUACUGCCAUGCGGAAGGUGACCCUGCGCCAUCUGUCACUUGGUUGAGCCCACAGCGUAGAGCUUUGAGCGACGUGGGCAGGAUACGAGCCCUUGCCAACGGCUCGCUGGAGGUUCGCUAUGCUCAGCCUCAGGACAGCGGUACUUAUCGCUGCAUGGCGUCCAAUGUGGCGGGAAAUGACACGUCGCCUAUCAGCCUCCAAGUCCAAGGUUUCUCCUCAUCCUCAAACCCUUUUCAUCUUAAAAGCUGGCUGGUCUUCCCGUCCACCUCUCCGGGACGUGCAAGCGGCCCGCAGGAGAUCCCGAUCGACGUCAAGACGCUGCUGAUAGCAGCGGCCAUCGGCGUCCUUUCGUUUUUCAGCUCGGUGAGCGUGUGUUUCGUCUUCAUCUUCUUGUGGAGUAAGGGUAAAGGGCAGCUAAAGCACACCGCCACCAUUGCGUACGUGCCACGUAGCGUGACGAGCAGUAAUGGUGGCACGGGCAACUACAUGGAAACCAGCAGGUUUACCAUGAAACUGAUGUGAACAUAAUAAAAGUGAUUUUAAACAGUUGCUAACUAAAAACAAAACAUCAAUAUUGGGUUAUAAUGGCUUAUUGCAGAAUGAAAUGAAAACAAUUUAUUCAGCCCAUUCCGGUAAAUACUAUUUUUUUCUCCUUAGCAGGCAAAUUGCAACAAGUCAGGUUAUAUCAAGUCUAUGUAUGUUGAGAAAAAAAUGUGUAUUUAACCUUAUAUUAAGGUUACUCUGCUACUUUAAUUUCAUUCUACAUAAUUUUAUUGCAUUUUUCUGUGUUUUCAUUAAAUAAAGUACAUCCAAUUUUAACAUUUGCCGUGUGGUUUUGUAUUGUGCUUAAAUUUCCAAAAUAAGCCACUCUCCAUUCACAGAUCAGCUCUGAGCAGCCGAAUCUCAAUCCUUGCUUCUCAUUAUACUAGCAAUAUUAUCAUUAUUA
This is a messenger RNA of Dunckerocampus dactyliophorus (ringed pipefish), 10001 nucleotides long. RefSeq names its product leucine-rich repeat and immunoglobulin-like domain-containing nogo receptor-interacting protein 1. The transcript has 5 exons. The record is from RefSeq and is a predicted model, not a curated record. The coding region runs from base 7751 to 9577 and encodes 608 amino acids. NCBI's taxonomy places the organism in Eukaryota, Metazoa, Chordata, Actinopteri, Syngnathiformes, Syngnathidae. Gene Ontology annotation, molecular function: protein binding.